Scedosporium apiospermum is the source of this 1335-nucleotide messenger RNA. RefSeq lists its product as uncharacterized. NCBI's taxonomy places the organism in Eukaryota, Fungi, Ascomycota, Sordariomycetes, Microascales, Microascaceae. Gene Ontology annotation, biological process: transmembrane transport. Gene Ontology annotation, cellular component: fungal-type vacuole membrane. The transcript has 2 exons. Bases 1 to 1335 code for a protein of 444 amino acids. Gene Ontology annotation, molecular function: transmembrane transporter activity. The record is from RefSeq and is a predicted model, not a curated record.
AUGUCCGCCGUAGAAAGAGAGCUCAACGAGCGCCAUGACGACUACCCGGAAAAGAAGGUCGCCGGCGCCGACAACCUCCCCGCCGAAGAGAGCGAAGAAUCUCUCCCCGCCACCCCGAUCGCCGACGACGAUGUGGACUACCCGGACGGCGGCCUCGUAGCCUGGCUCCAGGUGCUCUCGAGCCACCUCAUGAACUGCCUCGCAUGGGGCUACGCCUCGACGUUUGGUGUCUACCAGCUGUACUACACCGAGACGAUGCAGCUCCCCCGCUCGCAAAUCUCGUGGAUCGGGUCUAUCCAAAUCGCAAUCACUUUUGCCAUCUGCACCGUGUCCGGCCGGCUGUCCGAUGCGGGGUACGCGAGGACCACUGUCGUGGCCGGGUCGGCACUCGCCGUGUUCGGCACCGCCAUGACUAGCCUUGCCAAGACGUACUGGCAGAUCCUGCUCGCGCAGGGUGUCUGCACGGGGAUCGGCCUGGGUCUGCUGUUCAUGCCCGGCAUCGCUACCGUGAGCUCGUACUUCUUUAAGAAGCGCGCCUUCGCGCUGGCCGUGGCGGCGACGGGGACCGGGACCGGCAGCGUCAUCUUCCCCGCCACGGUGCAAUACCUGAUUCCUCAGAUCGGCUUUCCCUGGGCCGUGAGAUGCGCUUCGCUGGUGGCGCUCGUAGUUUGUGCUCUGUCGGUUGUCCUAUUAAAGCCGAGGCUUAGACCUAGGAAGUCUGGCCCCCUGGUGGAGUGGGAAGCCUUCAAGGAGCCGCCUUAUGUCCUAUUUACUUUGGGCACGUUCUUCUUAUUUUGGGCCCUUUACUUUGGUUUCUUUUACAUCAAUGCUUAUGCUCGCGCCGAAAUUGGCUUCACUUCAACCAAGGCAGUCGAACUACUUCUCAUAACCAACGCCAUGAGCAUCCCGGCGCGGCCCGUUGUCGGAUACGUAGCCGACAACGUCCUAGGACCGAUAAACACAGUGAUAGUAGCCAUGUUCGUACUCAGCUGCAUGUUCUUCGCCUGGAUAGGAGUCACGACGAAGACCGGCAUCUACGUCUUCUGCGUCUUCUUCGGACUCUCCAACGGAGCGGCGCAGGGCGUGUUCGGAGGUGCCUUGACGAGCUUGACGGCCGAUCCAAGGAAGAUGGGCACUCGGUUCGGCAUGGUGGCUACCCUGCUCGGGUUUGCAGCGCUGGCUGGGCCGCCUACUGCCGGGGCGAUUAUAGAUAGGUCGGAUGGGAAAUACCUUGGGGCGCAGCUCUGGGGCGCAAUCGUUAUCCUCGCAGGCGCGGCGACGGUUGGUGCAUCAAGAAUAGCUAUUACUGGGUGGAAAUUGAAGGCGAAGGUAUAG